AUGAGUGCCCUCAGUCGCUUCUUGUUUACCAGAAAGCGCCUGAACAAUACCACUGUAUCGCAAGUACUCAUAGCACCGCGACCGGCCUCACUUCAAGACUCUCUAACUCGUCUAUAUGGAUUGCGGACGAACUCAACCUCAACCUCAAGCAUCGACACUAUGAAGACUAGAAAGUCAAUUCCAUAUCUCCUCCACAGUAAAGAUGAGCUAAGCCCAUAUAAACGACUUGGAGUUAUGAUUGUGGGAAUAAAGUGGGCGAAGAACUUCACUGAAACAUGGUUUCCCUUCCCCAAAUUUAAACAUCACCUCCGGGUCCGACUACGCGGUCGAAUGUUCUACACUCGGAAAACUCAUCGACAAAAUCUUAACCUAAGCCUUCUUUGCACAUGUAAGCAAAUCAGUCUUGAAGGAUUCAAGGUGAUUUAUGGCGAAAAUGAGUUCGGGUUCUUUGCAUACAACAGUAGCAUGGCAGCGUGUUUGUUGAGGCCGCUUACGAAUGGUAUGCCGGAUGGUGGUUAUGGAAAGACCGGCACGGAAGGUAUCGGGGGUGUACGCAACAAAUUCCUUUCCGCACACGAAAUGGCCGCAUGGUUACUCAUAUCACUUAUUCAAAGUAUGGUAUCUGCAUGGAGAUCUAUUUCAGUGUUGAGAACCGAGUACCGAAAAGGGCGCAUUGCUGCCUACCAGGCAAAUAAGGGCUGCUCUUGUGCUACUGCACUGGUGGCCGUCACCUUUGAUGCGCAGUUUCCGAUAACCACCCCUUCGUUGACUAGAAGGCGGAAGCAUGGUUCCUGCCAAGAGAAGAAGAAUGAGGAGGAUGUCAUGUCGACCACGCUGCGCUCCUGCCAAGUUAAGAGAGCGCGAAUAUGGCCGCCUCGCCCUGCGACGAACAACUUGUUAUACAUUUUACCAAAAAAAUUGAAGACAUCACGUCAGUUGGACAACCAAACGCCGACAUCUGGCAAUUCCCUGAACCUGCAUGGCCAGAACACCCGUAAGUCAACCAAACCGCAUCUGGCUACCCUGUCCCAUAAGACCAACUGCAAAGCCGGCCUCCCAGCUUUUCGGGCACAUAAACCUCGGGAGCUAAGGAAAUAUAAACGCUUCCCGGAACUCUACAAGGAGAUGAAGUAUGCCUACCGGUUUCCAUUCCGCUUCCUUGACCUUCCGGUAGAAAUCCGUCUUUCAAUCUACGAGAUCGUCCUCAAGCUCUCCAAACCCAUUGAGAUGUGGCCUGAAACUGGCUUCCCUGGUCUCGGAAACCGGAUGGCUCGGGGCCGCAAUUUCCGUAAACUCCAUAAAGCCCAUAGCAAAUGGAACUGCAACAUCAACCUUCUCCGCACUUGCCGCCUCAUCAACACCGAAGCAGGCGAGAUCUACUAUGGCAAGAAUUCAUUCCGAUUCUCCGCAGUGAAUGGCUGGAUGGUAGCAAACACUUUCCUGUAUCAAAUCGGACGUCGAAAUUAUCAGCAUAUUACCUCUCUGACCCUCCCUCUGCCAUUCUGGUACGAGGAUUACGAAAACAGGUUCAAAUGCAUCUACACUAGCACUUCAUUUCGCAACUUCACGGCCGCCGUUCCUUUCCGGCAUCCGCGGGAUUUGGACUACGAACUCAGCUGCUUCGACGUGUGUUAUGCGUUAAUGAAAUUUGAGAGGCUUAAGACACUGAAUCUGGUCUUGCCGCAUUGGUAUCAAUUUUGUGGUGUCUUUCCCUACGGUUAUCUUGCCUCUGAAAUACAGAAGACGGGUGUGUUACCACUUCUCCGCGAGCAGCAUCCUGAAAACAAGAUGAUUGAAGCAAUAUUGAAGCUUCAAGAGAAGUUAUCAGGGACGCUUUCGGUAUCUAUCGUGCGGCUCUUCCACUCCUUUAGACCCGCUGAGUUCAAGUUUAUGAAGUGUCCACAUCAUUGGAAGUUCGUGCAACAGUGUACGGAGCUCGGCUGGGGGGUCAAGUAUGCCGUGUAUCGUAAUGGCGCCUACGAGGUGGUUGAUUCCACUGGAGGGGAAUAUGAAGAAAUUGCCCCGGAUGAUAUUGACCUCGCCGGCUACAGAUUGGAGGGCACCGGCAUCGAAUCGUCUAUUUGGGAGGGCAUCAGAUGGUUACCUUCGAGCAAGUCAUUCAAAGCUGCUAGAGUGGAAAGGAAGACACAAAAAUCUGAAUAUGUUGAAGAUUUUAACGAGCUCAUGAAAUUAUGGAUUAACGGUUCUUCCAAAAUUUACAAUAAUCAUUCACAAUGA
Lindgomyces ingoldianus is the source of this 2238-nucleotide messenger RNA. RefSeq lists its product as uncharacterized. The coding region runs from base 1 to 2238 and encodes 745 amino acids. NCBI's taxonomy places the organism in Eukaryota, Fungi, Ascomycota, Dothideomycetes, Pleosporales, Lindgomycetaceae. The transcript has 17 exons. The record is from RefSeq and is a predicted model, not a curated record.